This is a messenger RNA of Penicillium atrosanguineum, 453 nucleotides long. RefSeq lists its product as uncharacterized. The transcript has a single exon. NCBI's taxonomy places the organism in Eukaryota, Fungi, Ascomycota, Eurotiomycetes, Eurotiales, Aspergillaceae. The record is from RefSeq and is a predicted model, not a curated record. Bases 1 to 453 code for a protein of 150 amino acids.
AUGCAUCUCCAACUCCUUCACCUCCUCCCUCUGUUAACCCUCACCUACGCAAUCCCCUUCACCAACAGCACCAGUACGACAAACAGCACCAAGUCCGCCUAUCUAAAAGCGAACCAAGAAUGUGGCAGCAACAACCAAUGCUCAAUGACGUGUAAAGACGGCGAUUUUCACCCAAUGUCAUCCAACGGCACCAUUUACUUUGCAUGUACCAUCCAAGCAGACCACGAGAUCAAGUACUCCAUCUGGAACUGCAAGGACACUGUAUUCAAGGAUAACAUUGAAGUUUGUGAGGCUGCUUCGGGGAGGUGGUGUUCUUCGAAAGCUUAUUGUGUUGUGCCGGAUAAGGGGGAUGGGUUUGGGGAUUUUUGUAAGGAGAAGGGCGCCGAGGCGAGGAUGAUUAAGGAGGAUUUGGAGUAUGAGGCUGUGCUGUCGGAGGAGAAUUGUAGGGCGUGA